AUGUCCUGUGAUGCUGCAGAAAAAAGAAAGACAGAAGAUGCUCUGAGAUCCUCCCUGUGGGCCCAGCCCGUGCACCAGGUCCACAAACACUCAGGUGAAUUCACAUCCACAGAGGCCUGCCUCUCUCAAGUGACACAUGGAGACUGCCUGACCUCAAGUAACUCUGUGGGGAGAGGGAACAGCCAGAGGACCCAGCCCCAGCGUGCCCCACUCUUGCCCUGUCCUGAGCCUCCAGGUUCAUCUCCGGCAUCUACUGGCCUCCAGAGAAAAAGAACAGAAGUUCCCAGCGGCGGUUCUGCAACAGCUCGAGCGCGGGGGACACGCGCAGCAGACGGCCCCAGACGCCUCAAGGCUGCGCGCGAAGACACGGCGCAGGCAGACGCACAGACGGGGCUCCCCCACCCUGGACACGGCGGCAGCGAGUUGGGAAGCCCAGGAAACCCCGGGUUCCCGUCGGAGGCCUCCUGGUACCCAGUCCCCUCCUGCAGCGCCAAUCUGGGGCAGGACAUGGGGCCCCGACGCCUGCAGGAACCAGGGGCUCCCCAAAAUCCCCGGGGGAGGAAUUACCUCGCAGCGGGGGACGCAACCCGUUCGGGGUGCCCGCGAGCACAGCGUCUGCCCUAACCCAGCGCCCUGGUGCUGCUCGGCAUCAGGGUGCGGGGUCCCGGGAGAGGAGCCGUCCGGGGGGCCGCGGCUCAGGGGCGCGGGGCGACGGCAGCGGCCAUAGCGAGUCACGUGCGGAGGCUGAAACUUUACCCGGAGCCCCAGACUGAAGGGGCGGAGGGUACGGUGCAGAGGUGGGGGGAGGCCCUCUCCCUCAGGCCCGCCCCUGCCCGCCCACCGACCAAUCACCAGUCAGGGGCGGAUCUACAGGCUCACGCCCGCCCCCGCCUCUCCUUAACAGACCCCGGGGAGGGCGAGUCUUAAAGGAGCCGCUCCUAGUUGAAGACUGGACCGUGGAAUCCGGGAGAAUCCCUCCCUCAGACCCA
Messenger RNA from Nomascus leucogenys (northern white-cheeked gibbon), 989 nucleotides. Its product is annotated as collagen alpha-1(I) chain-like. The transcript has 4 exons. The coding region runs from base 1 to 624 and encodes 207 amino acids. Lineage: Eukaryota; Metazoa; Chordata; Mammalia; Primates; Hylobatidae. The record is from RefSeq and is a predicted model, not a curated record.